AUGCCCAAGACCCCCCCUGGCGUGUUCCAGUUAUGGGAGUCGAACGCCACCCUCAAUCGUGGCUCGGCCCAGUCAGCCGAGUCCGCGGUGCUGCGCGUUACGGCGCAGCAGGGUGAACUCCUGGAGCUUCUGGCAGAAGACUUAGCCAAGCGGCGCCGAGACGCCUUGCAGUUGGAGUUGGCACUGGGCCUCCGCAGCCCAGAGACAGGCCAAGCACCGGGUGUUCCUGCAGGCCAAGGCUACCCCGGUAUGCGGCCGGCUCCGUGA
Symbiodinium natans is the source of this 267-nucleotide messenger RNA. The record is from the annotation of a GenBank genome assembly. NCBI's taxonomy places the organism in Eukaryota, Dinophyceae, Suessiales, Symbiodiniaceae.